Messenger RNA from Guillardia theta CCMP2712, 312 nucleotides. RefSeq lists its product as hypothetical. NCBI's taxonomy places the organism in Eukaryota, Cryptophyceae, Pyrenomonadales, Geminigeraceae. The coding region runs from base 1 to 312 and encodes 103 amino acids. The transcript is spliced from 5 exons. The record is from RefSeq and is a predicted model, not a curated record.
AUGUCUGGGUAUCAGAUUGCAGACGAUGAAGAGAGCGAUUACGUCAGAGAAGGGCAAUUUUCUGAGAGCAGCUUGAAGGACAAGCUGCUCGAAACGUUUCGCUCCGGCAUGGGUAGCCAUCCAAAGAUCGUUUGCCUGACCAUCUUUAUCCUCCUAGUACUGAUAAUCCACUGGUUUCUCGCGAUCCUGCCGUCUCUCAUCUUCUGGUUGAUCCUCUUGUCUGGAGGCUUGCUAGCCCUGAAGUACUCCGCCAACUAUCUGCCUGACGUGAUUCGCGAGAGAAUUCCCUGGAUCGCCAACGACGCAACCUAG